Messenger RNA from Gryllus bimaculatus (two-spotted cricket), 1097 nucleotides. Lineage: Eukaryota; Metazoa; Arthropoda; Insecta; Orthoptera; Gryllidae. The record is from the annotation of a GenBank genome assembly.
AUGACGAACGGGUUCCCUCGGGCAGUCACUGGAGCUGCUGUGAUGGCUUCCCUGUGUCCUGCGGCUAUGCAUUCCACAGGGUCGUCCAAAAGCAGGAAACAAGUGACAAGACAACACUGCUUUCCACGCCUACGUGGAUUAUUAAGUUACUUCAGAAAUCUGCUGGGCACUCGAGAAGUUAGAAUUCUUAUCCUUGGUCUAGAUGGUGCUGGUAAAACAACAAUACUUUAUAGGUUGCAAGUUGGUGAAGUUGUUACUACAAUUCCAACAAUUGGUUUUAAUGUUGAACAAGUAACAUACAAAAAUUUGAAAUUUCAAGUUUGGGAUCUUGGAGGUCAAACAAGCAUUAGACCAUAUUGGCGUUGUUACUAUUCUAACACCGAUGCAAUUAUUUAUGUUGUGGAUUCAGCUGAUCGUGAUAGAAUAGGAAUUUCAAAAGAUGAACUACUGUAUAUGCUAAGGGAAGAUGAAUUGCAAGGUGCAAUUUUAGUUGUCCUAGCAAAUAAACAAGAUAUAGAAGGAGCCCUGAGUGUGGCAGAAGUUCAUCAAGCAUUAGGUCUGGAUGCACUUAAAAACAGAACAUUUCAAAUUUUUAAGACAUCGGCAACUAAGGGUGAAGGCUUGGAUUCUGCUAUGGACUGGCUUUCAAAUGCAUUACAAAAUCGGAAAUGAUUUUGUGUAGGUUACAGAAUUUCUUUAAUUGCUCUUACCCUUCCAAAGCAAAUUUUGCACUUACAUAAACAGUUGAUUACCACAUACUGUGUGUUAUGAAUGAUAGUGAACAAAUGGCAACAAGUGUAAUCCAGUCUGAUGUCUUGCUGUGAAGAAGUAGUGCUUUUGUGAAAAGUUUGCAGUGUUCAGCAUCACUACAUCAUUGUGCUGUCGUAUUUCACUACGAUAUGAAGUCAGUGAUUUUUGUAUGUACGUAUUGUGUGUGUGUGUUUGAGAGCAUGAUCUUUUGUGUGCUGUGAUGCAAAUAUUAUUAUUAAAUAAAAGUGUAUUAUGAAGUAAAACAGAAGACUUGUAUAAAUCUUCAGAAGUACUUUCUGUAAGAAAGUUUAAAGGGAAAAACAUUAAAUAUUCUUUUUCUUUUCCUA